CUUUACUACACCUCCAACUGGGACGUUAAGCUUCACAGAAAACGCCUUUUCGACGACUCGAAAGGGGCGCAUUACCAGACAGCGCCCGAAUCCGCCAAAUCAAACCGGUCUUAUUCUCAGUCUCGUCAUGGCAUUGAAUCGGAAAUAUGCAGCUCUGCCAGACUUAGACUCGGCCCCGGACGUGUACGAGACACCAGAGCUGACAGACGAUACAUCCACCGUCCCAACGACAACCGGACAAUCGAACUCGGAUGAUGAUUUCGACGACGACCUCGACGAUGACGCCAACGGCAUUUCAAGGUCCCGACUCCGGGUCGAUGAAGCACGAUCUCGUUUCCUUCCGGCGGGCGUGGACGCCUCGGGAGUCGACUUUUCCGAUCGAGUAGAUGGCAAGCGCAAAUCAUACAAGGCGUCGACGAGACGCCAGCGUUUCCUGCAGGAUGGUACGGAGCAGCUCGGCGAUCUUAGCGACGAGGACGACGAAGAUAGUCUGGAACGCAAGAUUGCACGGUUGCAGCGUGAGGUUGAGGAAGCCAAGGAGGAGUACGGAAAGAGGAAGGAGGCAGCGGCACAACCCACGACGGGAGACCAUGACGAGAAGCUAGGAUCUCUCAGCAAGGUCCUGGACGAGAUUUCCAAGACUCUUGAACCGCAUAUGAGCACUUCUCGCACCCUUCAGCCAGCGUCGCAACCACCCACAGCAGCUAAGGAUGAGUCGCAAGACUUGGUGUCACAGGGGAACUCUGCAACCUACACAGUUACUUAUGCUCCUACGUACGAACAGAGUCACGCUCUUGCCACGGCCGCGGACUUCGACCGACGAUUGGUUCUUCUUGAAAGGGCAAUCGGCGUAGGGUCAACCGCCUUGCCGGAAGUUGACAUCAAUGGGUUGCCAAGAGCCAUUCUUCCCACGCUCGAUGGGCUUCAGAAGCAGAUUACGACUCUGUCGCAGGCGUCAACAUCGAAUCUGGACACAAUCAGCCGUCGAGUCCGUACUCUCAUCCAAGAAGCUCAAGAGUUGGAAAAGGCACGCCAGGGAGCCAAGUCUGCGCAAGAAACCCUUGGCAAUGGUGCGACCGCUGGCGAGGAUGUCCCGGCUCCCGAGCAGCUUGCAAAGAUCAACGCUCUAUAUGGAACUCUGCCUACGAUCGAGAAUCUCGCUCCUCUUUUGCCACCACUGCUUGACCGCCUGAGGUCCCUCCGCGCGAUCCACUCUGAUGCUGCGUCUGCGGGCGAGAUACUCGGCAGAAUUGAAAAACAACAAACGGAUAUGGCGACGGACCUUAAGCAAUGGAAGGACGGCUUGGAAAAGGCCGAGGAGGCGAUGAAGGAGGGAGGCACUGCCAUGAGCGGAAACAUGAAAGUUAUGGAGGCAUGGGUAAAGGAUUUAGAGGGACGAAUUGCGAAGUUGCCAUGAAUGACUUCCGCUGUCAAAAGAUACCCCUGCUUUAACCGAAUUAUCGAGCCAAGCUUCGAAUUUCUCGUCUUCAUGAUCUGGCCGUAAAUGUGUCGUUGUAGGAUGACCGAGCCGUUGCGAAGUUUUGGAAUCUCAGAUCCCACCUCCAGGGUACAUGCGGAUGGAUGUCACUGCGCGAUUCUAACGAUAAAGAGCCAAAUGUGACCAUGAAGGUAAAUCACCUUUGCUACUGAUAUUAACCAGCACCUGGC
Molecule: messenger RNA, 1668 nt
Organism: Colletotrichum phormii
Lineage: Eukaryota; Fungi; Ascomycota; Sordariomycetes; Glomerellales; Glomerellaceae
Product: Dynamitin-domain-containing protein
Exons: 3
Coding region: 128-1417 (429 amino acids)
Biological process (GO): mitotic spindle organization
Cellular component (GO): cytoplasm; dynactin complex
Source: RefSeq, a predicted model, not a curated record